CUGGCAGGCUGUUGAGUGACGUCACGGAGCACAGGAAUGGCGGCGCUGGCUGAUAGAGGAAGAACCUCUAAGACCAUGAAACUUUAUUGCUAACACCAUUCACAGAAUUCGAAACUGGGAGGAUAAGUCAGAAACUUUGCACUGCUACAGAGAGGCCUAUUUCACUCCCUUGUGGCAUAUGAUACCAACGUCGGGAGUAGACUGCUGACUUGGGUAGCUAGGUAGCUAACAUUGGCUACCUGGCUAACGAGUAGCUAAGUUCGCUGAUAGCUAAUAAUAGUCAAAGCAAGCUAGCUUGUGCGCCUACUUCUAGGCUAACGCUAACUACCCACUUCAAUUGGAAACGUUGGUUUUUUGCUAUAGUUAACUUAGCUGUUUACCCGCAAGUGUACCAACAAGGCUAGGGUUAAGCUGGUAGUUUUAGCUGGCUAGGUAGCUAAUAAUCUAGCCAGACCGCGACGUCGUUAAUUUUGCUUUGGUAGCUAGUUUCAGCAGUUGGGUCCGCUAGCUGUGUAAUUAGCUAGCCAUCAAGCUAGCUAGCGCUAUCCAUAUCCUGUGCUACAAUGGAAAGUUUAACCUUAAGUGAUGUGGAGCAAAAAUAUUACUCGGAUUUAUUUGUCUACUGCGACACGGAGAACACCAAGAAAGUGGCCUCCAACGGCAGAGUUCUUGACCUUUUCCGAGCGGCCCAGCUACCUAACGAGGUGGUCCUGCAGAUCACGGAGCUGUGCGGUGCCACUCGCCUGGGCUAUUUCGGACGGAGCCAGUUCUACAUCGCGCUGAAGCUCAUAGCUGUGGCCCAGUCUGGGCUGCCGCUCCGCGCCGAGAGUUUGAACAGCGUGAAGGACCUGCCCCUGCCCAGGUUCGUUUUGGGCAAGAACGAGCAGGAGGCCCGACACGCCGCCCUGUACCCCGACUCGGAGAACCAGGGGCCCUACUCGGGCGUGAUCCCGCGCCCCCCCGGGCGGGUGCCGUCCAAGAAGGCGUCGAGCCACGAGGUGAUCCAGCCCUGCGCGCCUCCGGCCGAACCUCAGCCUGACACCACGUCCCCCGUGGUUUCCCCCCACCAGUCUCCGCCGGCCUCCCCCAACUCCUGGAGAAAGCACAAGCGACAGACCAGCGGCGGGAACUCUGAGAGACAGCCCGCGGUAGCAGGUGCCGUCUGGACGCCCUUCGGUGAAGCACAAUCAGGGCCGGUGGCAGGCGAUGCAAUGUGGUCUGCCCACUCUCCCCCUCCCGUUCAGGAAAGCUGGGUCAGUUUCACCGAUACUCCCCCUACCAGCACACUUCCACCAAUGCAUCCCUCGUCAGUCCAGGAGAGCACAACGGUCCGAACGGUCGCGUCUGCCGCAACGGCGAAUGAGCUCCAAAGGCAGUCCAGCAACUACGACGACCCCUGGAAGAUCACAGACGAGCAGAGGCAGUAUUACAUCAACCAGUUCAAGACCAUCCAGCCGGAUCUGAACGGGUUCAUCCCCGGCUCUGCAGCCAAGGAGUUUUUCACUAAAUCAAAGCUGCCCAUCCUUGAACUGUCUCACAUUUGGGAGCUGUCAGAUUUUGAUAAAGAUGGUGCUUUAACACUGGACGAGUUCUGUGCUGCGUUUCAUUUGGUGGUAGCAAGAAAAAAUGGCUAUGACCUUCCGGAAAAACUGCCAGAGAGCUUAAUGCCAAAGCUUAUUGACUUGGAUGACUCAGCAGAAGUCCCUGACCCAGUCCCAGAGGUGGGGUACUCCAGCUCGCCUGUGGAGGUGACCCCCAACAAAUCCCCCUCCAUGCCCUCCCUAAACCAGAACUGGCCCGAGCUCAACCAGAGCAAUGAGCAGUGGGAGACUUUUAGCGAACGCUCCUCCAGCUCACAAACUCUGACCCAAUUUGAUUCUAACAUUGCACCAGCUGACCCUGAUACGGCCAUCGUUCACCCCGUCCCCAUCCGCAUGACCCCCAGCAAGAUCCACAUGCAGGAAAUGGAGUUGAAGAGAACAGGAAGUGAGCACACACAUCCUACGAGCCCUUUGAUGGCUAAGCCCCCUGAGCUGUCGGAGGAGAAUAAGCUAGCAACUUCUAUGAAAUUUGUAGCUGCAAAUACCACAGGCGAUGGAUACAGCAGUUCCGACUCAUUCACAUCAGAUCAAGAGCCAAUAGGCAGUGUCGUAACGAGACAAAGAUCUCACUCGGGGACGUCUCCCGAAGGACUCAAAGCCGCGGCCCCGCCCCCGCCGCCCCCCAGGCCCCACGCGUCUCACUCGAGAUCCUCCUCGCUAGACAUGAACAGAAACUUCGCCGCCGUCCCCGCAGGGCAGCAGCCGGCCGCGGGCGUGGCCUUCCCCCCAGCGGUGCCUCCCCGCCCCCAGCCCUCGCAGGCUGCCGGCCCUCACGGCCACCGCCCGGUGGACGGGGACGGCCUGGCGGCUCACGCCAGCACCUCCCCGCAGCAGAUCCCCGAGCAGCCCAACUUCGCCGACUUCAGCCAGUUCCAGGCCUUCGCCGCAGAGCCCUCCGAGGACGGGGAGAAGCACCCGGAAAGCUCGCAGGCAGAGAAGCCGGGGGAACCGGCCGGCUCGUUGAGAACAGCGAAGGCGGAAGCUCUGGCGGAAGACCGAGCCGCGGCGGCUGUGAACUCGGCCAAAGGCUCCACGCCCCUUGCCCCCCCGCCAAAGCCCGUCCGCAGGAGGCUAAAAUCGGAGGACGAGCUGCGGCCGGAGACAGAGGAGCACCCGCAGAAGCCCAACGUCAUAGCGGCUGUGCUAGCGACGCAGCCCUCUAUUCCCAGAUCAGCUGGCAAGGACAAAAAGUCAAUCCAAGCCUCGAUCAGAAGAAACAAAGAAACUAAUACUGUGUUGGCCCGGCUCAAUAGUGAAUUACAGCAACAGUUAAAGGACCUGCUAGAAGAGAGGAUAUCCUUGGAAGUGCAACUGGAGCAGCUGAGACCGUUUUCACAUUUAUAACGGGGGAGGGGCAUCCACCACGCGUCUGAACUUUCUGCAAGGCCGCGAGAGAGAGAGCGAGCGAGAGAGAGAGAGAGCGAGAGACAGAGACCGUUAGAGUCCAGCCCGUCCCCUUCGAGGACUCUAAUGUUCACCCCCUAUUCCCACCCCGCCUCUGCUCCAGCAGGCUGUACAAAUGAACACGCCCCCUCCCCCCACCUCCCAGCCCACUCGCAGACACGAUUGGCCAGAGAGCACGUCGCUCCAGAGGGGUUCCGGGGGAAGGAAUGUUCCCAAUUGUGGCACUUUCAUUUCAAUUAAAUAAAAAAAAGAAGUAUAUAUUUAAAAAUGUCUAUCCCCCGCCCUUACCAGAGCAGUGCUUCCGGUUCCGCUUGGCAAGUCUUCAGUUGACAGGAGCGACAGCGCACAUUGCGGUUGUGGACAGCAGGUGGCGCACUUCAGCAAGAAGAGAGCCGGUCGGCUGAGCACCGGGCCGGACUGGAGGCCGAGGGAAGCGGCGUGGUUAUGAGUAACGACGGCCAGCAGUCAUUCAUGUUUAUGACUCCUCCCCCCUCCCUGCGCAUGCCGCAGUAACAAUGGAGGGUCUGUCCCAGCGUGCGUCCGGGCACCAGUUACUAAUCUCUGGCAUCAAAGGACGAGCUUUUCCUUUUGUUCCUGCGUCCCCAGCGGUUUUCUGAGAGUGACACGACAAAUUGCGUACCUUGUACAGUACUUGACCCGAAACAACUGCAUACACUUUUCCUCCUUUUUGUUGUUGUUUCUUCCUCUUUUUAGUUUACUUUUUCCACUUACACAGGCAUUUCCUGUAGCUUACACUGUACCUUACCUGCCUCAGUCCCACUCCGAUCACUGCGUUUCUCUCCUGACUGGGUAGAGAAGUGUGAAGCAAAGCUUAGAAUUAAAUGACUGCACCCCAAUCCCCCCAAAACCAUUUUAAUCUGCAUGUUUUUCAUGUUCUUACUGAGUAUAAGACAACUCAAAAAAUAAACCACUUAAUUUGCAUAAGUAUCUUAACUAGUAUGACUUAAUUUGUGUUGGUACCUAAACUUGUCUUUUGAGUCAUUUUUUUUUUCUUUUUAUUUGUUCGAUUUUUGCUUUGGAUUUUUUUUUUUCUGGAACUUUCCAUGUUUUCGGUUUCUUUUUCACCUGUACUCUAAGCCUUACUCCUGCCGUUCAGAUCUCCACCCUACUAUACUGUCCCUGUACUGAACCAAGGCGAGCCUUCUUUUCCCUGCUGUUCAGGUUGAUGUACUGUAUAAGGGGUAUGUUGUAUAUUGUAUGAUACACACCUUUUGAUCUCAUAUGUAAAUUUGCAUUAAUUGCUGACUAACAGCAAAUAUUCUAUUUAAUUGCUUAUAUUAUGGCUGUGGGAUCAUAGAUGUUUAACUGCAUGGAUGUCUCUGCAGAAUGAACUAGCAGCUGUGUGAUUUUUACACAAAAUAAAAACAGCACAAUAUUUUAA
Anguilla rostrata (American eel) is the source of this 4407-nucleotide messenger RNA. RefSeq names its product RALBP1 associated Eps domain containing 1 (gene reps1). Bases 564 to 2945 code for a protein of 793 amino acids. The record is from RefSeq and is a predicted model, not a curated record. The transcript is spliced from 20 exons. NCBI's taxonomy places the organism in Eukaryota, Metazoa, Chordata, Actinopteri, Anguilliformes, Anguillidae. Gene Ontology annotation, biological process: clathrin-dependent synaptic vesicle endocytosis; endosomal transport. Gene Ontology annotation, cellular component: plasma membrane; cytoplasm; intracellular vesicle. Gene Ontology annotation, molecular function: molecular adaptor activity; calcium ion binding; protein binding.